Molecule: messenger RNA, 804 nt
Organism: Brassicogethes aeneus
Lineage: Eukaryota; Metazoa; Arthropoda; Insecta; Coleoptera; Nitidulidae
Source: the annotation of a GenBank genome assembly
AUGGUUCUUUUACUGAAAAAAAUGUACCAAUGGUACUUUAAGGUUUUCAAAGAAUAUGCUGACCCUAGAGCUGAUGAAUAUUAUUUAAUGGCAUAUUCCUAUGGAAUAUUUCAAAUGUUGUUUAUAUCUUUGGGUUAUUUGUAUUUAAUAGAUUACCUGAAGAAAUUUAUGCAUAACCGUCCUCCAUACAAUUUAAAAUCAGCUAUUUUGCUAUACAAUGGUCUCCAAGUAUGUUUUAAUGGAUAUAUAACAUAUCAUGCAUUUUUUGAAUCACUUAAUUUAAGUUUAUAUUGCUCGCCCAUAAAUUAUUCCACCGAGCCGAGGCAUUUAUUCGUUCUUAAAAUUGCAUAUUUUUACUUCCUCACGAAAAUAUUAGACACAUUAGACACAAUUUUCUUCAUUCUUCGUAAAAAAGACAGUCACGUGUCAUUUUUACACAUCUACCACCAUUUUGGAAUGAUCAAUAUUACAUGGAUUGGAGUUAAAUUCCUUGGAGGCGGCCAUAGUAUAUUUUUGGGGUUAAUUAACUCCUUUGUUCAUACUUGUAUGUACACUUAUUACUUCUUAUCUGCGUUGGAUGACAAAUACAAAAAUAUUUCUUUCAAGAAAACAAUUACCCAAAUCCAAUUGAUUCAACAUACUCUUUUAAUUUUGAUAUAUGGCUUCUUAUUAUUUACUGACUGUUCAUAUCCUAAGUUUGCUUCAUUCUUUUUCGUUCCGCAAUGUUGCUUUAUGGUGGCUCUGUUCGGUGAAUUUUAUUAUAGGACUUAUAUUAAGGGUGCCAAUAGAGAAAAAAAUAACUAA